CAGUCCUGCUAGAGAAGAGUGGCCCGGCUACUUCCAGGACUCUGGAUCUUUUGAGCACGACAUAAGUAGAGGUGCAAGAAGAGAGGAAAAUCUCCAGAUACCUACAGGAUUAAUUCAUUCAGAAAAAAUAAUCAACAUGCAAAAAUCUUGUGACGAGAACGAAGGAACACCCCAGAACACACCAAAAGCAGAUGAAGGUCAUCCUUCAGAAGAUUCACCACAGCAGGCAGGAGAAAAUCUUCCGGCUUCUGGAGAAAAUGUGAGGGAGGAGACUGAAGGAAGCCUAAGAGGAGAGCCUGCUGAACCCAGCCAAGAGCCUAAAGAGGACACUCCCGCAAGGCAUCUGAACCCUGAAGAAGUGAUAAGAGGCGUAGAUGAGCUGGAAAGGCUUAGGGAAGAGAUAAGAAGAGGAAGGAACAAGUUUGUGUUGAUGCAUUGGAAGCAAAGACAUUCCCGAAGCCGUCCUUAUCCUGUGUGCUUCAGGCCUUGAAAUCGGUUUUUCUCUGAUAUUGAAAUGUGGCUGCUGCUUUCUUUCUCUUAGCAUUUCCUGAUGUAUCUUUGAACUUCAUUUUACUUUUAAUAAUAAUUACCUGGCGGUAUUUUCUGUUAUGUAGUUUUGUUACCAGCAUCUCAUUGGAUUUUGGAUUUUUUUUUUUUGACCCAUUUUCCGCGUUUAUCUUUCAGUUGGAAAGUUUCACACUUAUGCAUGGAAAUAUACAAUUCAACAGCAGAUUGAAAAG
Molecule: messenger RNA, 740 nt
Organism: Mastomys coucha (southern multimammate mouse)
Lineage: Eukaryota; Metazoa; Chordata; Mammalia; Rodentia; Muridae
Product: transcription elongation factor A protein-like 8
Exons: 1
Coding region: 137-490 (117 amino acids)
Source: RefSeq, a predicted model, not a curated record